This is a messenger RNA of Ciona intestinalis (vase tunicate), 3321 nucleotides long. The record is from RefSeq and is a predicted model, not a curated record. Lineage: Eukaryota; Metazoa; Chordata; Ascidiacea; Phlebobranchia; Cionidae.
GAUUAUUUUUCACCUUUUAGUUCCAUGUUAAGUUAAAAUGAAUUGCUUUCAACCAAGUUCAUGGAGAUGGAAUUCCUUCAAAGAAUCUUCGCAUCGCAUGGCAGCGCGAUUAACAAGAAAGCGGCCGAUCGAAGCCAUGCGUGACGAAAGAAGGAAAUCUGUGACGUCAACAAAGCUUCCGAAAUGUUUGACGACAUUGGAUCUGACGUCAUUGGGCGUGGGAAGUUGUGGUGGCACAGGAAUGUAUGUGGUGUCGGGUAUGGUGGCGAGGGAGAUUGCUGGUCCAGGUGUCAUCUUCUCUUUUAUCAUCGCUGGACUCGUGUCUUUGUUAUCAGGAAUGUGUUACGCUGAGUUCGGGGUACGAGUUCCUAAGACGUCAGGAUCAGCUUAUACGUAUAGUUACGUCACAAUCGGGGAAUUUACGGCGUUUUUCAUUGGUUGGAAUUUAGUUCUGGAAUACUUGAUUGGAACAGCAUCAGGAGCGAGUGCAAUAAGUAGCAUGAUGGAUUCCUUGUCGAACCAAACCAUUAGAAGUUGGAUGUUGGAACACGUGGGAAGAUUGCCAAGUAUCGCCGGCCACGAUGACCCGAACUCCUACCCAGACAUUAUAGCUUUGUUCAUUGUGCUUGCAAUGACAGUGAUUGUAGCAGCUGGUGUAAGGAACUCUGUGAUGUUUAAUAACGUGUUAAACGUGGUCAAUAUACUGGUAUGGCUGUUCAUUAUAAUUGCUGGGCUUAUAUAUGCUGAUCCCACCAACUGGUCCAAAGAUGGCGGGUUCUUCCCCAAUGGAUGGUCAGGGGUUUUAAGGGGAGCUGCAACUUGUUUUUACGCCUACAUUGGGUUUGACAUUAUUGCGACAACCGGCGACGAAUGCAAACAACCCCACAAGUCCAUACCUCGUGCCAUCUUAUUCUCACUAGCCGUGUGUAUGACGUGUUAUAUAUCUGUGAGUGCUGUGCUUACACUGGUGCUACCAUACAGCCAAAUAAAUGAGGAAUCUCCCCUUCUUGAUAUGUUUAACUACGUCGGCUUCUAUCAGGCAAAAUAUGUGAUCAGCGUUGGUGCAUUAGCAAGUUUAACAGUCAGUUUGCUCGGUUCAUUAUUUCCAAUGCCGCGCGUGCUUUACACGAUGGCUAGUGAUGGAUUAAUAUUCAGAUUUUUGAGCCACGUCAUGAAAUACACGGAGACCCCCGCUGUUGCCACGGUGAUAUCAGGAGCCAUUGCCUCAAUACUCGCUCUUGCUGUUAGUUUAAGGGACCUAAUAGAGAUGAUGUCCAUUGGAACCCUGCUAGCUUACACUUUAGUAUGUUUGUCGGUGUUGCUGCUUCGUUACCAGCCCGUUGUUUUGGCCGAUUCUCGUACAAACGGGCUCCCUAUACUGCCUCCAGUGGAAGAAGAUGAAAUUGAUCCUGAUGAGGUUGAAACCAUGGAAACAGCGACUGAAGCAUUUGAUGAGCGGGACAACACAAAUCUUAUUUCUAAAGAUAAAACUGAACAAAACUACGGCGCAAUUAAUGAAGAAAAGAAAGAAAACAAAACCGAGCAAAAAAUUCUUACCAAAGUAUGGCGUCGACUACAGUUGGCCAUGUACCCACCCCUACAACACGUUAAAUGUACUUUGGAUGGGUGGAUGAUCCCAGUUAAGGUGAUGCUAGGGAUCCCACAAGCGAUGGAACGGCCCACAGAGGAGACGGGGAAACGAGCAAUCCAGAGAAUCUGUUUGCUUUCAUUCUACCUCGUUAUGUUUAACAUUUUCCUUGUGUUUGGGGCCAACCACCUAAUUAACAAAGCAUGGUGGGCUCUUCUACUUCUUGCUUUCUUCAUCAUAAUUCUCAUUAUUCUGAUUAUCCUGGUUUGCCAGCAGCCGCAGAAUCCUACAAGAUUGGCAUACAUGGCCCCAUGUUUGCCCUUCCUACCAAUAUCAGCUAUAUGGUUCAAUACUUACCUGAUGCUCAAGUUAUCACCAGUAACCUGGAUUCGUUUCAUCAUAUGGUGCUUUAUAGGUUUAUUUAUCUACUUUGGAUAUGGUGUUUGGAACAGCGAUCUUGAAAAAAGUGACCAAAAGUUUGAGGAAACAACUUAUCAGGAGGGAAUGAAUAUCGAUUACGAAUCCAAGAGCGGUACAAUAAGCUACCAGAACAAUGACAAAGCACAAUUGACUGAGAAUGAUCAUAUGGAGAAUGCUGAAGCUGUUUUAACCAAUCAUGAUGAAGUCAAAAAAGUUUACGAUGAUAACCAGCCACUAAGUGACAGCGGAGAGUAAACAUAGAAAUCAUAUAUUAUAACUAAUUUAAAAAAAAAAUAAUAAAUAUUAUAGUAAAAUGGUUAACCUUGUUAAAACUUGUGACAAUCCUAAAAAUGAACAACAAACUGGUAUAUAUAUUUUAAAUGUUUUUAUGCUAAAUUGGCAUACAUUAACGUAUAUGUGCCAUUGGUAACCCUUUGUAUCGCUUAUUAGCCCAUAAUGUCACUGUUUCAGCUUCAAAGACUUUGUUUAUUUAUUUUAAGUUUCUUUGCUUAAUGGAAGAAUAUGUUUUAUUGAUUUAAACAACUUUUUGAACCAGUUUACACAUAAUAUUGAUAUAUUUGGAACACACUUUUACUACUUUACCAUUUCCUCUUCAAAAUUAUGCAAAACUUUUUAAACGAUAAAAAUUGCAAAACCUGAUAUAGCUUUUCUGGCAAUUUAUUUUCAUACCAACGUUUUAAAAUUUCGUUCAGGUCACCUUCAUUAGGAUAAAACACUACAACGUUGGUAUAAAUAGAUUUGCCAGAACAGCUGUUUAAGAUUUAUAAUGUACAUGGCAGCAACAGGCUAUAUUAAAUAACCUUAACCUGCACAUCCUAUACACUGAUGUAAUGAGAUGCUAGGACCAAAAUCAAACGAGACUAAUAUUAUUUUACCAAAAUUUUAUACUUCUAUGUGUUACUGUUAAUAUUGCUUAAGUUUUGUUCCAUAAAGCAGAGGUUUUCAAACGAUGUAACAGCUCACUUACAAAAAAGUUUAUUUAAAAAACCCUUAAAGCUGAAUACAUUUAAAUUGUAAGCUGGAGGUGUAAAAAACAGAACACCCGUGUUAUAAUGACUGUUAUUGGCCCACCACGCAUGGAUAAAACACUUUACAUUCAAUAUUUUAAUUAUUUAAUGAGAAGUUUUCUGCACACUUAAACUUAUUACAUUUCACAAAGUUAGAGAACCUCUGCCAUAGUGACACAAUGUAUUCAAUCAAGCAAUUCUAAUUUUACGUUAAUUUGCACAAGUUGUUAAGGGAGUUCCACUUGCUUACUGUGAAUGAUAGAAAAUAAAUUCAUGUUGAAAAUA